AUUUGCUUCAACCUCAUCAUCAACCACACCAACAACUCAAUUCCUAACUUGCCUCCAUAGCAACCUUUGCUUAAUUCUUCUGUUCAAUUACCACAUUCAUUAUAGCUCUCUCAUUCACAAACUUUCAAUUUCUGCUUCCAAAUCUGAAUUCAACCCAUUUGGCAUUAUUGUUACAUAUAAUUAAUUAAGGAAGAUCGAAUGGAGAGGGUGACAAAGAUGGUAUCAGAGAGGCCAGUGGUGAUCUUCAGCAAGAGCUCGUGCUGCAUGAGCCACACCAUCAAGACCCUCUUCUGUGACUUUGGGGUGAAUCCAGCGGUUCAUGAGCUCGAUGAGAUCCCAAGAGGCAGAGACAUUGAGCAAGCUCUUUCCAGGCUAGGUUGUAGUCCCUCUGUGCCUGCUGUCUUCAUUGCAGGUGACCUCAUUGGUGGAGCCAAUGAAGUCAUGAGCCUUCACCUUAAUCGCUCCUUGAUUCCAAUGCUUAAGAAAGCAGGUGCUCUUUGGGUUUAAUUGGUCAACAAUAUAUUAACAUAUAAUUCAUCUUGACCCUACUCGAUCAUCAGCCACACAUAUAUAUAUAUAUGUGCAGGCUCUCUAAUUAAUUAAUAAUAUAUGUAUGUAAUGAUGCAAUUAUAUACGUAGGGGCAUGGUAUAUAUAUAUGUAAUGAGGAAACUAUAUAUAUAUGUGUGUAUGUAUCCACGUACGGUAUUAUUAGUAUAGAGUUUAUGGCACUAGCUAUAUAUAAUAAUAAGGCUAGCUUAACUUAUCGAGGUGUAGUUUAGCCUUUUUUGAUGAGGCGUUAAAUGUAAUGUUAUCUUUUUUAUAUAUAUAGUUGUAAUAAAUAGAGAUGGAGUUGCAGCUUAUAUGAUGAAGUUUAAUUAUCAGUA
Messenger RNA from Glycine soja, 885 nucleotides. RefSeq names its product monothiol glutaredoxin-S2-like. The record is from RefSeq and is a predicted model, not a curated record. The transcript is spliced from 2 exons. Lineage: Eukaryota; Viridiplantae; Streptophyta; Magnoliopsida; Fabales; Fabaceae. The coding region runs from base 199 to 507 and encodes 102 amino acids.